UCCCGCCGGGGAACCAGAUGAGGCACAUCUGGACAGCUGCGCUGAGGAACUGUGCGGCCCCUUCGCGGGCCCGACGUCAGCUGAGCACGUCUCCCACGUCCUCUCCUUUCAGCCACUUAUUUAUUCACUUUUCCAAAGAAGCAACCAGGAAUCCAAGUUUAAAACUUUUUUCGCCCUAAUGCGAGACGGGGCCAGAUCCCAUCCAACACACAGUUUAACUUUCAUGGGGCUCUGGGAUCAAAAGGACAGAAACAGCAACAGCAAAAGCCCAGCCGCUGUCUGAUUUAAAACUGGCAAAGUGGGAAAAAUAGCGUUGAGUAAGACCGAGUUGUCAUGGGGAAUUUCAAAGGCCAUGCUCUCCCUGGAACCUUCUUCUUUAUCUUGGGGAUUUGGUGGACAACAAAGUGCAUUCUGAAAUAUGCCUUCAAAAAGCACAAGCGGAUUUCCUACCUUGAUUCCAAAGUAUUAUUCCAUCGAGUAGAAAUUUUGGAGGGAAUCAUAAUAACUGGAAUGGCUUUAACUGGCAUGCUUGGAGAACAGUUUAUUCCUGGAGGACCGCACCUGACCUUAUAUGACUACAAAGAGGGCCAGUGGGUCCAGCUCCUGAGCUGGCAUCAUUUUACCAUGUACUUCUUCUUUGGGCUGCUGGGUGUGACAAACAUCUUAUGUUCCACCAUCAGGUCACUUCCUGCCUCCUUUACCAAGUUAAUGUUAGCAAAUGCCUUAUUUGUGGAGGGUUUUGUCUUCUACAAUCACACUCAUGGUCGGGAAAUGCUGGACAUCUUUGUGCACAAGCUUCUGGUCUUGGUCAUCUUUUUGACAGGCCUGAUUGCCUUCUUGGAGCUCUUCAUACUGACCAAUAUAACUGUGGAACUUCUGCGGAUAAGCUUUUUCCUACUUCAGGGAAGCUGGUUCUGGCAGAUUGGGUUUGUCCUUUAUCCCCCCAGUGGAGGUCCUGCAUGGGAUUUAGUGGAUCAUGACAACGUUAUGUUUCUCACCAUAUGCUUUUGUUGGCAUUAUGCAAUAGCCAUUAUCAUCAUUGGAGCAAUUUAUGCCUUUGUCACCUGAUUCUCUUAAUCUAUGAAAACAGUUACAAGAAUGGAGGUCACUUCUUUCAACUUCUUAAUUCAUCAUGGACCAUCACAUGCAGCUGAGCAGCCUGUGGCCAGCACAAAAGCACCCCUCUGAAGACAUGAAUAAAGGCUGCAGUACAGCCCAGACUUGCCAUGGGGCUCAACAUGGGGCAGGAAAUGCCUUCAUGCACUUCUUUCAUAGGAGAGGGCUCCUUUUUGGACCACACAGCUGAGCUCGGUUUCAUCUGGGAUUACUACAGCCCAGAGAUUCUCUUGUUUGUUUUAGAAAUGAUUAACGUUAUAAAUUUUGAAUAUGAUGCAAACAAUCAUAUAACACAUUUACGAGCUUUAUUGUAUCUGUUUGCUUAGAUGCUGCUUUAAUCUACAAAAUAUUUGCAGGUAGCUCCGAAGCCAAAUAAAAGUGAUUUUCUUUCUGGGGGUGCCUCUUCCAUCUGCACAGAUAAUUUGGAGUUUGCUGUAUUAUAGAUACAUAUAGUUUUGGGUUUUAAUUUUAAACAGCAUAAUACGAGAUGAC
Molecule: messenger RNA, 1608 nt
Organism: Mesoplodon densirostris (Blainville's beaked whale)
Lineage: Eukaryota; Metazoa; Chordata; Mammalia; Artiodactyla; Ziphiidae
Gene: TMEM45A
Product: transmembrane protein 45A
Exons: 6
Coding region: 334-1068 (244 amino acids)
Source: RefSeq, a predicted model, not a curated record